UACAGACAAACAAACCCACCCUGCCACCAGUUCCACAACCACAAAGAAGAAGAAAAAACCAUGAAAACCCACUUCCUCUGCCCACUCUCCUUCCUCUUCUUCAUUGCCUUGGCCGCUCAGGCUGCCCCACACGCGCACCCAAACUGUGAAGCCCCUCAAGACCAUGGUUCGACCCUGAGGGUAUUCCACAUCUUCAGCCCUUGUUCCCCCUUCCGGCCACCGAACCCCGCGGCGUCUUGGGAGGAGAGCGUGCUCCAGUUGCAGGCCAAGGACCAAGCAAGGCUGCUUUACCUCUCUAGCCUGGUUGCCAAGCGAUCUGUUGUGCCCAUUGCCUCGGGCAGGCAGAUCGUUCAGAGCCCUACUUACAUCUUGAGGGCUAAGAUUGGAACCCCUCCUCAGACCAUGCUCAUGGCUCUUGAUACCAGCAGCGAUGCUGCUUGGAUGCCUUGCAAUGGCUGCGUUGGCUGCCCUUCCUCUUCCUUGUUCGACUCUCACAAGUCCACCACCUUCAAAUCCCUCGGCUGCCAGUCCCCUCAAUGCAAGCAGGUACCCAACCCUACUUGCGGCAGCAGCGCGUGCGUGUUCAACAUGACCUACGGCGGCUCUUCCAUCGCCGCCAACCUCUCUUCCGACACCGUCACUCUGGCCUCCGACCCGGUCCGGGGCUACACCUUCGGGUGCAUCCAGAAGGCGACGGGGAGCUCCGUGCCGCCGCAGGGACUUUUGGGCCUGGGCCGAGGUCCGUUGUCGUUCCUCUCCCAAACCCAAAGCCUCUACAAGUCUACCUUCUCCUAUUGCCUCCCAAGCUUCAAGUCUCUCAACUUCUCCGGCUCGUUGAGGCUUGGGCCUGUGGCCCAACCACAGAGGAUCAAAUACACCCCGUUGCUCAAAAAUCCCAGGAGAUCGUCUCUGUAUUACGUGAAUCUGGUCGGGAUCAAGGUCGGCCGGAAAGUCGUCGACAUUCCGGCUGGUGCUCUGGCUUUCAACCCCACCACCGGCUCCGGCACCAUCAUCGAUUCCGGCACGGUGUUCACCAGGUUGGUGACGCCGGCGUACACGGCGGUGAGGGACGAGUUCCGGAGGAGGGUGGGGCGCAAAGUCACGGUGACGUCACUGGGCGGGUUCGACACGUGCUACUCGGCCCCGAUCGUGCCACCCACCAUCACGCUCCAGUUUGCGGGGCUGAACGUGAGCCUCCCGGCGGAGAACAUCAUGAUCCACAGCACCGCGGGGAGCACGUCGUGCCUGGCGAUGGCGGCGGCGCCGGGCAACGUGAACUCCGUGGUGAACGUGAUCGCCAACAUGCAGCAGCAGAACCACCGGAUCCUGUUCGACGUGCCCAACUCCAGGAUCGGGGUGGCGCGUGAGCAAUGCACGUGAUGAACGUUAGGCUAGUACUGCUGAUGGGGAUUGGAGGAUUUUGAAAGGAAAUUUUGAAUUUUAGUAUGUGCUAGGCUUAGGCUAGCUAUCUUCUCGUACGUUUUGGAUCGUGACUUUCUCAUCUCAUGGGUUGUCGUUUUGGACCCAUCAGGCAGGGGGUUCAGGGAUCUGAGUUGAGCUCAGGUCUGGCUGAGGCUGAGGCUGAGGCUGAGGCUGAGGCUGAGCACUUUUGUUUGUUUGUUUGCUUUAUCUUUGUUGUUGGAGUAGCUGUCACGGGAUGGGAUAUGUGUUUGGUCAAAUAAGUAUACAACAACAAUAAUGUCUCUACCGAAAAAAGGUUGCUUGUAUUCGAAGAUGGCAGCACUGCGGCACGGUCACGGGUGCGGGCAGUGGAGUUUAUUUUUAAAUUUUAAUUUGAAUGUUGCGGUGCUCCCUGUCACGGAUUGGAGAUUUUGGCGAUGUUACUCAUUUUCUGUCGGUCAAUUUCCAAAUGCGUUCUCGCAUCUGGCCUGUACCAAAUGCAAAAGUGCGAAUUCUAUAUCACGGAUAAUAAACAGGGGCAGACGAC
Linum trigynum is the source of this 1948-nucleotide messenger RNA. The record is from the annotation of a GenBank genome assembly. NCBI's taxonomy places the organism in Eukaryota, Viridiplantae, Streptophyta, Magnoliopsida, Malpighiales, Linaceae.